GGACGAGCACGUGAAAACUCGAGCGAGCAGUGUGUGUUUACUACUCCACAUCAGAUGAGGAGUAACACCUGAGCACACACACACACACACUCUCCACAUAACCCGGAUCAAUACAGCUGAUCAGCUGCGGGACUCGACAUGGACAACCCAAACCCAGACGACAACCCAGACCCCGAGCUAGAGGACACACUGCAGCUGCACGAGGACGAGGAGAUCGAGCUGGAGGACACACCGCAGAGCCCAGAUGCGCUGGCGGAUGAGCUGGAGGAUGUGUGUGUGGCUGAUGAUGAUGAUGAUGAUGGAUGGCAGACGGAGGACGAGCUGAUGGAGUCUGAACAGGACGACAGCGAACUCACCUUCACCAGACACACAGGCUCUGUGUUCUGCGUCAGGCUGGACCCACUGACCAACAGUCUGGCGAUGAGCGGUGGAGAAGAUGACCGAGCGUUCCUGUGGCGUGUGUGUGAUGGAGAGGUGCUGCUGGAGUGUACAGGUCAUAAGGACUCAGUGGUGUGUGUGGGGUUCAGCAGUGACUCUGCGCUGGCGGCGUCUGGAGAUAUGAGCGGUGUGAUCCGCGUGUGGAGCGUGGAGAAGCGGGAGGAGGUGUGGAGUGCCGAGGUUGGAGAUCUGGAGUGGCUGGAGUGGCACCCCUGUGCCCCGGUGCUGCUGGCUGGUGUGGCUGACGGGAGCGUCUGGAUGUGGAAACUGCCCAGCGGAGCCUGCAGAACCUUCCAGAGCCCCGGCUGCCAGACCACCUGCGGGAGGAUUCUGCCGGACGGCAAGCGAGCGAUCGUGGGCUAUGAGGACGGCAGUCUGCGGCUCUGGGACUUGAAGCAGGGCACUGCCAUCUACGUCAUUAAAGGCCAGGACGGGCACCGCGGCGCGCUGACAUGUGUGUCCAGCAACCAGGAGGGGGCGCUGCUGCUGUCGGGCUCAGUGGAUGGUCAGGCCAAACUCAUCAGCAGCAGCUCAGGGAAGGUGUUGUGCUCGUUCUCCAGUCAGACCAGUGAAGGCAGCGGCUCGGCGCAGGACUCCAACUCUGUAGAGUCUGUGGGCUUCUGUAAUGUGCUGCCUCUCGCUGCUGUGGCGUAUCUGGACGGCACACUGGCCAUCUAUGAUCUGAACACACACACUCUCAGACACCAGUGUAAACACGAGGUGGGAGUUGUGCAGCUGCAGUGGGAGGCGGAGUCUGCAGUGGUGUGCACCUGUAGUCUCUCAGGUGUGCUCAGCCUGUGGGAUGCUCGUUCAGGUGUGCUGGUGUCGGAGUUUCAUGGACACUCUGCGGAGAUCCUGGACUUCGUGCUGAACCGAGAGGCGUCUGUAGCCGUCACGGCCGGCGGAGACCAUAAAGCCAAAGUCUUCUGCCUGCAGAGGCCAGACCGAUAGGAGCUGCGUCCCCCGGUGGACCAGUGCGGCCCUGCGGCCUUCAUCACCUCUGAGCGCUGAUAUCUUAGUCUUCUCUGUAGGUCUGAGCGACUGCCUGCUCUUGUCUUUGGCUUUGACUGUAUCCAGGAGAGUUUGACUGAUCUGUUCUGGUUAUUUCUGUGAGGGUGAGUGUCAGCAGUAACCCUGGAGCUGUGCUGUGGAGAGGUCCGCUCUGCGUCUGUAAACCCACACACAGUUUCCCUCUGCGCCUCAGAUUCAGCUGCUCUCCUUCUGUUAGAGCUCUGAGCAUCAUCAGACUCCUCAUCCUGCUGUGUUUAAUGAUCAGACAACACAAACAUGCUGUCAGCCUUCCUUUUCCUCCACUGUAAAGAGGUAUUUCAGUGAUUAAACAUGCCAAAAGAUCUACUUUGAAUAAACACAAAGCUGAUAAUAAAG
This is a messenger RNA of Danio rerio (zebrafish), 1824 nucleotides long. RefSeq names its product angio associated migratory cell protein (gene aamp). Gene Ontology annotation, cellular component: cytoplasm. Lineage: Eukaryota; Metazoa; Chordata; Actinopteri; Cypriniformes; Danionidae. The record is from RefSeq and is marked provisional.